AUGGAGGGAUCUGAGAUUGAAGCAUUCACGAGGAGGUGCAAAAAGGUGGGCCAUGUGGCCAAAGACUGUAGAGCCCUACAACCAAAGCAACAGCAACAGCAAAAUCAGCAGCAUCAACGACAGCAACGACAACAACCCCAGCAGAACCUGGGCUUUAAGAAAGGGUGUUUCCAGUGUGGGGAUGAGGGUCACAUCAAGGGAGAUUGCCCUCAACUGAAUCAGAGUGUUGGUAGUAACAACAAUGGGAACAAUAACAACAGGAACAACAAUAAUGGGGGCAAUGGUGGAAAUGGUGCGCACAGGAGGGUGUUCACUAUUGGAGCUGGGGAAGCCAGGAGUGAUGGCAACGUAGUGACUAGUACGUUUUCGAUAAAUGAUUUAUUUGCUUCUGUUUUAUUCAACUCUGGUGCUGAUUAG
Molecule: messenger RNA, 417 nt
Organism: Helianthus annuus (common sunflower)
Lineage: Eukaryota; Viridiplantae; Streptophyta; Magnoliopsida; Asterales; Asteraceae
Exons: 2
Coding region: 1-417 (138 amino acids)
Molecular function (GO): nucleic acid binding; zinc ion binding
Source: RefSeq, a predicted model, not a curated record